This is a messenger RNA of Salvelinus fontinalis (brook trout), 2059 nucleotides long. It is a transcript of the gene rft1, whose product is annotated as RFT1 homolog. Gene Ontology annotation, cellular component: endoplasmic reticulum membrane. Gene Ontology annotation, biological process: glycolipid translocation; dolichol-linked oligosaccharide biosynthetic process. Lineage: Eukaryota; Metazoa; Chordata; Actinopteri; Salmoniformes; Salmonidae. The transcript is spliced from 10 exons. The record is from RefSeq and is a predicted model, not a curated record. Bases 234 to 1853 code for a protein of 539 amino acids.
GUGACUUUCCAUGUGUACGGAAGUUGAUAGCAUGAAAUCUCUAAAGCUGUAUGUAGUCAGGUCUGGUCAUACGAUCCACCAGAAAAGACAAAUGGCACAACAAUUAGUGCCGAUUCAUACUUCGUAACGCACUUACUAUCCGUAUCUGUGAGUCUGCUCCUUUUCACGGUGCAGUUUCUGGAGAAGCUUUGUCAGAAGCCUCAAAGGAAGAGGGCUAGCUAGCUAGCUGUACGAUGAGUUCCCAAGAUAUGUUGAAGAAUGCCUCCACUCUCGCGUCAUACAAUGUCUUGCUUCAGGUCAUGUUUCGUGUGCUCACCUUUUUGCUGAACGCAUUCACGCUGCGCUUUGUGUCCAAAGAGUUGAUUGGCGUAGUCAACGUCAGGUUGACACUGCUGUACUCCACGCUGGUCUUCUUGUCCAGAGAGGCCUUCAGGAGAGCCUGUUUGAGUGGCGGAACAGAUCACAACUGGAGACAAGUCAUCAACCUGCUAUGGCUGACGAUGCCGCUGGGUGUACUAUGGGCAUCUCUCCUGGUGUGUGUGUGGCUGUGGCUCCUGGAGGUUCCGGAUCCCCUGACCAUCCCCCACUACGGCCCCGCUGUGGGGCUCUUUGCCCUGGCCGCACUGCAGGAGCUGCUGGCUGAGCCUCUCUGGGUCCUGGCUCAGGCCCAUAUGUUUGUCAGGCUGAAGGUGGUUGCUGAGAGCCUGGCCAUGGUGGCUAAGUGUGUUCUGACAGUGGUGCUGGUGGUCUCUGCUCCUCAGUGGGGGCUCUACAUAUUCUCUGCUGCUCAGCUGGUGUACACAGGGUUCCUGGUGCUGUGCUACUUUGUCUACUUCCUGCGUUUCCUGGGCUCUGGGGAGGCUAACAGGAAGUACUUCCCCCUGCAGCGUGUGGCAGACCUGCUGCCCUCCAGAGUUGAAGGAGAGCCUGUGAUUGACUGGACGUUGGCCAGGCUGACGUGGAGCUUCUUCAAGCAGUCCUUUCUGAAGCAGAUCCUGACGGAGGGCGAGCGUUAUGUCAUGACCUUCCUCAAUGUGCUGAGCUUCGGGGAGCAGGGCGUGUACGACAUCGUCAACAACCUGGGCUCAAUGGUUGCCCGUUUCAUCUUCCUGCCCAUCGAGGAGAGCUUCUACGUCUUCUUUGCCAAAGUCCUGGAGAGGGGGCGGGACGUCAGGCAGCAGAAACAGGAGGAGGUUGCCAUAGCAGCUGAAGUUCUGGAGUGUCUGCUGAAGCUGGUGCUUGUGAUUGGUCUGAUCAUCACAGUGUUUGGUUACGCCUACUCUCACCUGGCUCUGGACAUCUAUGGGGGAUCUUUACUGAGCAGUGGUGCAGGGCCCAGUCUGUUGCGAUGCUAUAGCUCCUAUGUGCUCCUACUGGCCAUUAAUGGAAUUACUGAGUGCUUUGUCUUUGCUGCCAUGAGCAAGGAAGAGGUUGACAGGUAUAACCUGGUGAUGUUGGCUCUGUCUAUCUCCUUCCUGCUCCUGUCUUACAUGCUGACGUGGUGGGCAGGGGGCAUUGGCUUCAUCUUGGCUAACUGUCUGAACAUGGGCCUGCGUAUCCUUCACAGCCUGUUCUACAUCCACCGCUACUUCCUGUCUAGCCAGUGGACGCCUCUGCGUGGCCUGAGGCCCUCCCCUCUUCUGCAGCUGGCUCUGGCUCUCAGUGCAGUUCUCACUGCUCUCUCUGAGGGUGUGUUCUGUUGUGACGGAGGAUGGUUACUAAGGCUGGUUCACAUCGCCGUGGGGGCCGGGUGUCUACUGGGUGUACUUGUCACUGUCCUUCUCACAGAGACAAAACUUGUUCAGUUUGUUCUGACUCAGCUCUUACCUCGCUAUGGGAAGAAACACACCUAAACCUGCCCAGCAGAGGAGUAACCUGCCAGCUAUAAUGAGAGAGAGAGACAGGAUAAACCGAAUGGCAGAAGGAUAGAUAGAUCUGAACACAGUGACUUGGAGGGGAAUGUGGAAACAGCUGCAAUCAUAAGUGACCAUGUCAUGGACUGAGGGUGAAGUUGGAAUGAGCAGCUCACUGGCCAGAAAUGUGUGUGUGUGGGUGUGGG